GCUGGAUGCAGGGACCUUUUUCCCAGGUCUGCUUUCCACUCCCUGGGUUGCAGAGAUGGCUCCCAAUGCUUCCUGCCUCUGUGUGACUGUCUAUUCCACGGAAUGGGAAUUAAUGACCUUUGAUGCCAACCUGGAUGACAGAGUGAAGAAGAUCAAUGAACACGUUCGGUCUAAGACCAAGGUUCCUGUGCAGGACCAGGUCCUUCUGCUGGGAUCCAAGAUCCUAAAGCCACAGAGAAGGCUGUCGUCUUAUGGCAUUGACAAGGAGAAGACCAUCCACCUCACCCUGAAAGUGGUGAAGCCCGGGGAUGAGGAGGUGCCCUUGUUUCUCGUGGAGUCCGGAGAUGAGGGACAGAGGCACCUCCUCCAGAUGCGAAGGUCCAGCUCAGUGGCCCACGUGAAAGAGAUGAUCGAAACUAAGACUGCUAUAACCCCAGAGACCCAGAUUGUGACUUGCAAUGGGAAGAGAUUGGAAGAUGGGAAGAUCAUGGCAGAUUAUAACAUCAGAAAGGGCAAUAUACUGUUUCUGACAUACCAUUGUAUUGGGGGGUGACUGCCCUGGAGAGGGGAUGCUGUCAGCUACAAAAGGGCUUAUUUCCUUUAAUCUAUUAUUUACCAAUCAUAUCCUUUGAUGAUUUCCCAAAAUUAAUGAGAAUGAGAUAAAUAGAGUAAGAUUUGGGGUGGGGUGGGUAGGAUGAAAAAUAUUUUCAACUCUAAUUCUUUGAUUCUAAUAUAAUUGAUUAAGUGGCAGGAUUGCUUAAGAUGUAUUACUCAGAAUAGAAAAUGAAUGUUUAAGGCACAUUAGAGAUAGCAUUUAAAGCUGAAACUUAAUCCUUUCUUGGUACCUUCUGAUUUAUAGAAAAACUCCUAUUUCCUUUCCUAUAUGACAAAAGAAUAGUUUUAUGUUGGGAUCCAUGUUCUAUUAAUUUCUGUGUUCCUAUCAUUGUUAAACCCAAUGCUUCAUUUAUAGUAUCACUCAAUUAUUGUUGAAUCAAGCUGAAUUUCUACUUAUAGAGCAUAGUGAAAUGAUUUAUUAUGAAGUGAAUUAAUUACUCUGACAUGAUCACAAUGUAAUUAAUAAGUAUUUUGAAAAUUCCAUUAAACUUCUUCCUCUCUCCUUAUUUCAGACUGGUAUGAAAUGAAGUCUGGCACCAUACUGCCUUUUAUUCUUGAUGUUCCACACCCAGCUAAAAUUGCUCUUAUUUCUGGGGAUGGUGGGCAUGGAAAGAUAUUUUCCAUGAGGAUCUAGAAAUCUUGUUUCUCUAGUUGGGGCUCUUUGUAGGUAGAUGUGCUUUGGGAGGGAAUAAACUUUCUG
This is a messenger RNA of Propithecus coquereli (Coquerel's sifaka), 1315 nucleotides long. It is a transcript of the gene UBD, whose product is annotated as ubiquitin D. The transcript is spliced from 2 exons. Gene Ontology annotation, biological process: ubiquitin-dependent protein catabolic process; response to type II interferon; protein ubiquitination. The record is from RefSeq and is a predicted model, not a curated record. Gene Ontology annotation, molecular function: proteasome binding; protein binding. Gene Ontology annotation, cellular component: nucleus. NCBI's taxonomy places the organism in Eukaryota, Metazoa, Chordata, Mammalia, Primates, Indriidae. Bases 56 to 553 code for a protein of 165 amino acids.